UGGAAAAGUUACACCACACUUCACAUUACACCACACCGACUAUCGGAGCUGUCAUUCGGCUUCGGCUUACACCACAGCAGCCCGUCAAAACGUAAACAAAAGCACGUGCACGUGUAUCGAAGUGGGCAGCAGCGAUGGAACUUUUCACCGUGAACCGAUAUGAUGCGACCAAACUCAACGCGGACGACGAGAGAGCGCAAGAGGAGCUAAUCCUAAAGAAACUUCAGGCACGCAAAGAAAAGAAAGCGCAAUUGGCGCUGUCCGAAGCCAGCCAUUCGCAUCAACCGCAAGAAACCCAACCAUCGGAAGAAUUGAAUAGUGAUGAAAGUCCCAAAGAGCAACAAGAACAGGAGGAGGACGCCCUCCAACCAGAACGACCGCAGACAGAAGUGGCCAGCAAGGAGGAUGAGACACAUGAUGGAGAUGAUGAAGAAACCCAAAAACAACCGUCGCACACCGACAGCGAUGACAAGCAGUUGGGUGAUUUCAUUGUGCUGGGUGGUGAGAAACUGCACCGAUUGAAAAAAACGGAAGAAGUGCUUCCACCCUGGCUGUCGCACCCCACAAUCAUUGAGCGUGAGCUUUCCUGUAAGGGCCCUUCCAUAAAGAAGCAACCAUAUCUGGACGCAGCGAUCAAAAACAACUUGAAGUCCAUGGGUUACAAACGGUUGUUUCCGGUGCAGGAAAAGGUUAUACCCUGGAUACUGGCAGCGCACGGCAAACCCGCGCCAUUCUGGCCCCGUGAUGUGUGCAUUUCAUCGCCAACCGGUAGUGGAAAAACGCUCGCUUUCGCAGUGCCGGUUGUGCAGCUGCUAAUGCACCGAGUGGCCCCAGCCGUGCGUGCGCUGGUCAUUCUUCCCGUGCAGGAGCUUGCCGAACAGGUGUUUCAGGUGUUCCGGAAAAUGUGCGAAGGCACAACCAUUCACCCGGUCGUGCUUACGCGUGGCAUACCGCUGGAAGUAGAGCAGAAGAAGCUCGUGAAGUACUGCAAUGGCGAGUACGUGUCGAAGGUGGACAUCGUGGUGACUACAGCAGGUCGGCUGAUAGAACAUUUACAUUCUACGAAAGGGUUUACACUGCGUCACCUUCGAUUUUUGAUCGUGGACGAGGCGGACAAGGUGAUGAGCCAGAUUCAAAACGAUUGGUUGUACCACCUGAACAAACACGUCAAGCAGGAAUCGGACGAAUAUUUGCUUGGUCGCACAAGCGAGCUACUCUCUCAGACCGAGCUGUUCGAUCGGCCGCGGCAACCGCACAAGCUUCUAUUCUCGGCCACCUUCAAGCGGGACGCCGAGAAAUUGAAGACGCUCAAGCUGUUCCAUCCGAAGCUGUUCACGACUGUGCGGGAUCCAAUCGAAAUAGCAAUGAUGGCUGGAAAAACGUUUGCAGCAGCACAACAACAGCAAGAACCACGGCGUGGCAAGUUUGCCGGCCAGUACACGACACCGCUCGAGCUGAAGGAGUUUGUGUGCAUGACGGAUCAGCGCAUGAAACCCCUGACCCUGUACGGGCUGAUUCGCGAGAAUGGAUAUCGAAAGUUUUUGGUCUUUACCAACGGUAUCAACAAUGCGCAUCGGCUUUCGUUCGUGCUGCAGCGACUGUUCGGGACGGAAAUGGUGAUCGAAGAAUGGUCAUCGUCGCUCGCUCCGGCGACAAGAAGGAACGUGCUUAGCCGUUUCAGCAUGGGCAAGGUGAAUGGAAUCAUCUGUACGGAUGCGCUGGCCCGUGGUAUCGACAUCGAAAGCAUCGAGGUAGUCAUUUCGUACGAUGUGCCCAAGCAUGUGGACAAUUACAUCCAUCGUAUUGGUCGUACGGCGCGUGCUGGGUACAGCGGAACCGCCAUUACCUUGGUGACGGAAGAUGACAGGAAGAAGUUUAAGUCCAUCUUGAAAGAGGCGUACAAACAGGAUCUUGAAACGAUCGAGGUGAGCAUGUCGUUGGAGGAAAAGUAUGCUGCCAAGUAUGCCAGCGCGCUCAACGAUUUGCGCGACGCCUUAGCACUGGAAACAGAAAUGAUCAAAAAAAUACGCAAAGGAGAAACCCUUGGCAAUAUGGCGCGAGUCAAUCUGCUCAGCAAGCUGAAGGAUCAGGUCCAUAUAACCUACUCAACGGAGAUCAUAAAAUCGCUUAAAUUGCUCCCGAAAAGCUGGACGAACGAAGCAAUCGAGAUGAAAGCAAAGGCAGGCAUAAAGCAUGGAGAGAGUGCACCGGCGGAAGACGCUGGGGAUGCUAAACGUCCUAAACUGGCUGAUGAAUUUGAAAUGAUGGCAAAUGAAAACGGCAAGGAACUAAGCAGGGAAGAGGGUACAUUAGUAAAUGGAAAUGAUAGUACCGUUGCUCUCGCCACUCCCGUAACCGAAGCACCAGCACCCGAUGAUGGCAAAAACACGACGAAAGAAGUUAAAAACGGUAAGGGGAAAAAAGCAAAACCAUCAUCCAGUUUGCCGACGGCAGUUGAAACAUUGCCCAACUCUAUAUCCGGCGAAGGUUCCAAAAAUGGCGAGACGGAGAAGCGUGUUCCAACGAAACGAAAAAUAGAUAGUGAUGGAAAGGUAAAAAAGAAUCGUUGGAGAAGCAAUGCAGCUAAACCGGAGGCUGCUAAACAGAACAUUGCCGAUGAGUGAUUCUAUAUGAAUUAAGGGAUUUACUAAAAGAAAAUAAUAAAGUAUAUUUAUACUUCUUUUUUUUACUUUA
Messenger RNA from Anopheles stephensi (Asian malaria mosquito), 2694 nucleotides. RefSeq names its product probable ATP-dependent RNA helicase Dbp73D (gene Dbp73D). Gene Ontology annotation, molecular function: nucleic acid binding; ATP binding. The record is from RefSeq and is a predicted model, not a curated record. Lineage: Eukaryota; Metazoa; Arthropoda; Insecta; Diptera; Culicidae. Bases 135 to 2624 code for a protein of 829 amino acids. Gene Ontology annotation, cellular component: nucleus. The transcript is spliced from 4 exons.